AGGGUACUACACUAGUACUGAAGACUCACAAAAAUUCAGGCGAGUAAAACUAAGAAGAAAAACCUUUUCCAGCCGAUUUGGGAACGGCACCUAACAGUAGACGAAAAGGGAAAAUUAAAAAUUAUUAUGGGGGAAUUAGCAAAGAGAGGAUGGCAGCAGUAUUUGUUACAACUUCAACAACAUCCUCUCAGAACCAAGGCUAUUACAGCAGGUGUCUUGGCAGGAAUAAGUGAUUCUGUAGCUCAGAAACUCUCUGGUAUACAGAACCUUCAACUGAAACGCCUUCUUUUUAAAGUGCUUUUUGGUUUUGCAUAUGGAGGUCCGUUUGGGCACUACUGGCAUAAACUAAUGGAAAAGAUUUUCAAGGGAAAGGACAAUAAAACAGUAGCCAAGAAGGUUCUGUUUGAACAGUUGACUUCUUCUCCUUGGAAUACUCUUCUUUUCCUGUUUUACUAUGGAUAUGUCGUUGAGGGAAGACCGUUGUCACAGGUUAAGACAAAAGUCAGGAAGGAUUAUCCGGCCUUGCAAUUGACAUCUUGGAUGUUUUGGCCGAUUGUUGGAUGGGUAAAUCACCAAUAUCUACCACUACAAUUCCGUGUUAUCUUUCACAGCUUUGUCGCAUGUUGCUGGGGAAUAUUUCUGAAUUUACGAGCGAGGACCAAGGCCAUAAACAAGUAAUCCUGUGGAAAUUCAAUAAGCAACUGAUACACAGACAAGAAAAAUGAAGCAAGAAGACCCAUAGCUAUCUUGAUACUGAAAUGCGAAAAGUAAUUUAAUAAAUGCGAAACAAAUUUGGCUUUUAUUGUUUGUAACCCACGACUUAACAUAUCCAUUUAUAAUCCCAGAGAUCCGAUUUAUUUAAGAGAA
Molecule: messenger RNA, 867 nt
Organism: Papaver somniferum (opium poppy)
Lineage: Eukaryota; Viridiplantae; Streptophyta; Magnoliopsida; Ranunculales; Papaveraceae
Product: peroxisomal membrane protein PMP22-like
Exons: 8
Coding region: 127-678 (183 amino acids)
Cellular component (GO): membrane; cytoplasm
Source: RefSeq, a predicted model, not a curated record